AUGAUAGCUGUCAAGAAUGUAGAGAAGAAGCUAGACUAGGGCGUAAUCACUCCUCAAUUCCCUUUCCAUUUACGAUUUGGUGUUCAAGCCAAGACCUAUAUUUUGAAAGCACUCCUCUCUGCACUCUAAAGGAAGAUUUAAGACAAGAUGAAGAGCGCUUUGGUUUUUAUCUGCGUUUUGCUUUUUGUAAGCUACGUCGCUGAUGCAGAUAGUACGACAGUUGCACCCACGUCAAUGAUUAUGCCAACAUCAAUAACUGCAUCGCCAACAUCAACAAUUGCAUUGGCAACAGCACAUCAUUCGGAUAACUCAACGACCGCGUCUACUAAAAGAAAAUUUGUAUUUCAUUUUUUUAGUGGUAUCUUACUGGUAUUUUUAAUGGUAUUUUUUUUUAAACUUGCAGUUACGUUUCUUUUCUUUUUCUUUYUUCUUUUUAUUGUGCGCCUGUCUGUGAUAACCCAUCGUAACGUUUCUAUUUUUCGACGACAAUAAAAUCUUUUGGACCUGCUCAUAGUCUGACAGAACAGUCUCUUUUAAUUUUUUUCAUUCGGUAAAUACUGCUGUGUUUUAUAACUAUAACUCAUUUUCACAGGCUAAGCCUCGCUUAACAAUGUUUAGUAACCUUGCGGAUUUUUUAUGGUAUCUUUUAAUAGCUGAGUUACAAAUGAGGCUAAGCCUGUGCGAAUGAGUCUGUGGUCUUCAAAAACAGCGGUAUGCAUCGAUGCUGUAUUAGUCAAAAACAACGUCUUCAGAUUACAAUUACAAAGAUAUCCAAACUUCCCAAAACGCAAACAUUCGAUUGCCAAUCGUUUUAUCAGUCAGCAUGCACUAUAUAUGUAAUGUGAAAAACUGUAUUCCAUGAGGAGCCUAGCAUAUACAUCGAUGAUAUGGGUUAUCCGCAUAUAGCCACAACUUUCYGUAGACAAGAAUUUGUAAUCAAAACUCCAGGCACUUUUUUUAUGCAGGUUUAAAUAAAAACCAGUGAAACUGGCAUUUUAACUAUGAUUAAGAUUUGUAAAACUAUAAAAACACAUGUUUCUAAUAAAGUUUAAGUUAACGAA
Actinia tenebrosa (Australian red waratah sea anemone) is the source of this 1061-nucleotide messenger RNA. RefSeq lists its product as uncharacterized. NCBI's taxonomy places the organism in Eukaryota, Metazoa, Cnidaria, Anthozoa, Actiniaria, Actiniidae. The record is from RefSeq and is a predicted model, not a curated record.